GCGGAAGUGACGUGUACACCUGAGCGCCACAUACAACUCAUUUGUUUAUUUAUGUUGUUGUCGAUUAAAAAAAAAAUGUGAGUUGAUGUGUGUAUGGCUAAAUCGUAGCUAUGCUAAGACGAUUUAUUUCAUCACGAUACGUGAAAUGAUUUAAACACCAACCCACCUUCUCUUUUGUCGCCACGUGAGUGAGAGACCAUGGGCCGGUUGGAUGAAGCCGCCAAACACAAAGUGGUGGAGUUGCGGAAGGCUGGCCUUAGCUUCCGUAAGAUCAAAGCUGUGCUGGAGCUGGAGAACAUCAAGGUGUCUGCCCAGGCCAUCUACCUGUUCCUGAGGGAGUUUCAAGGGAGGCCGCCAGGGAGGGUUAGACCCAUGGAGGCUGGAGGCAGCACAUCAUCUGCACAGGUGCAGCCUCGGGCAAUGCAAGACAGCUGGAGUAACAUUCAUCUCCAAAACCUUCUGCGAGAGGCAUCUCACCAGGCUAACCUCACGGCAGCUGCAAAUUUUGCAAAACAGACUUCCUCAAAUCAAGAUGCUGGUGCAAAGCCGUCCGGGUCUGGGGAGACCAGCGGAGGAAGCAGGCCAGAGCAGCAGCACGAGAGAGAUAAGGAAGAAAAUGACAUCCAGAUUGUUAGUGUCACUUCCCUUGCACAGAGCAACCAACAGAGAGUUCCCCAGUCCACUGUAACAAGAGCAGAGGCCGGCGCUGCGUCCGCCACACUAACAGCUUCUGGAGCAUUCAUGAGGAGAAGAGUUACACCUUCUCCAGCCACCAACUCAAUGCUGGCAGCUCGAAAGAGGCUUUUGGAUAAAGCUCUGUCUCACAGGAUGAAGUCAUUCCAACAGGUGGCGUCGUUACUGAGGAGAGAUCCUUCAAGUGUCCAAGGUGCGGAUUUGAGAGGUACAAUGCCACAGCCACCUGAAACGUAUGAUCUGACCACUGAAAAGACUGUUAUGGAAGGUCAGUCUGGUGGAGGCAUCGCCCCGAGGCGUUUCCUCACACAGAGACCAGGUCUGUCUGUGCGUUCCCUUCACCCUCUCCCUCGGGUCGGCAUUCGUCUUCCAAGCCGCUCACCAGCAUCUUUAACAUCCUCGGCUCCUGGGGCUGCCAUCAUCCGUCUACAGACCCCCGGAAGCCAGGGGAGCGCUCGUAUUGAGGGAAACCCGAGCCCCCAGCAGGCGGCCCAGGACACCGGAGGGAGAGGCUGUCUACAGGAUCAGAUUCAGACUCUGGGCUCUGAGGUGCGCAGCUUGGGUCUGGCAGUCAAGAUGCUGGUGGAGCAGCAGUGUUGCCUGGAGAGGGAGCAGACUCAGCAGACACACAUUCAGAAACAGAUCCUCAGCACUCUGCAGAGCCUCGCCACCAAACUGGGACGCUGUAGCGUUGUUCAACAGCAGCACAACAAAACUCCGUCGCCCUCUAGUUUGCCGACAGCUUCUGCAUCUACCUCCUUCAGCCAAGACACAUUCAACUUCAGUCAAGGCACGUACACUCAGUGCAGCCAAAGCCAGCCAAGCUUCAACUCUUUAGAGAGUUUAGAAAAUGUAGAGGCCUUUAAACUGCCAGGACUGAGCCCUUCGAGUAUGAACGGGUUUCCACCAUGUAGCAAUGCUGAAAAUCUCCCACUUACACACACUCCCUCUCAAACACAAUCAUAUGUAACUGCAUACUCACAGCAAAGCAGUCAAACGAUCAUGCCACCAUACACACAGUCCUACGUCCCCACAUACACCCAGCCACAUUCUCAGACUUUCAGAGGAUCAGAGGGUAAAACCUCUGAUUUCAGCAGCUGUUCAGGAAGGACUCUCCAGGACUGCAGUGUGUCCACGCAGCCGGUGAUGAACUCCAACCACUCCUCACAGGAUCAACAGAUCAAUAUUAUCAAAGUGGAAGGACCCUAGAGGCAUUCACAUGCCACAGAUGAGUGUUUUUGGGGACCAUAAGGGCUUGGAUGUGCUUUUUUUUUUAGAGUAGAAUACUUAUUUAAGACACACUUAAUGUUUUUACAAAGAGCAUAUGCUGUAGCAUUUCUUAAAUUCAUUAAUUUUAUUUCUAAAGUACAUUUUAAGAAAAUACAAAUGGCAAUAGAAUGCAGUGCUAUAGUAAUUACGUGCUAUGAUUUGUCUUUAUUUUAGGCAAUGAUUAAACAAUUAUAAGAAAAAUGAUUAUGUGCAGGCACUCUGACAUUUUUAACACACUUCUUGUUCAUUUUAUAUCUGUUAUUUUUUGUAUCUCUAGGACUGGCAUUAUGAACUGUUAAUUUUCAUACUUGUAUGCUAACCGAUAAAAAAUAAAUAAAUAAAUAAAGAGAUGGCUAUGAUCCAAA
Messenger RNA from Centropristis striata (black sea bass), 2327 nucleotides. RefSeq lists its product as uncharacterized. Lineage: Eukaryota; Metazoa; Chordata; Actinopteri; Perciformes; Serranidae. The record is from RefSeq and is a predicted model, not a curated record. The coding region runs from base 199 to 1902 and encodes 567 amino acids. The transcript is spliced from 4 exons.